CGGAAAUGUUCGCCUAAAAGAUCCGGUUUAAAGAGUCGACUCGUUCGCGAGCGACACAAAGAACAGACAAUAUGGCGGACAGGCUAACGCAGCUCCAGGAUGCAGUCAACUCCUUGGCCGAUCAGUUCUGUAACGCCAUCGGAGUGCUGCAGCAGUGCGCCCCGCCCGCUUCCUUCAGCAACAUCCAGACCGUCAUCAACAAGGAUCAGCCGUCAAACCCCACGGAAGAGUACGCACAGCUUUUCGCGGCACUGAUUGCAAGAACGGCUAAAGAUGUCGAUGUCUUGAUUGACUCUCUGCCCAGCGAAGAAUCCACUGCUGCUCUACAGGCCGCUAGUCUGAGGCAGCUAGAGGAGGAGAACCAUGAAGCAGCGGCUCGGCUGGAAGAGGUGGUGUACAGAGGAGAUUUACUGCUGGAGAAGAUACAGAGCGCUCUGGCCGAUAUUGCACAAUCGCAGCUACGCACACGCAGUGGUACGUCCAGCCAACCUGCGGCCCCUGAACCCUGACCUCCAGCAU
Ictalurus punctatus (channel catfish) is the source of this 519-nucleotide messenger RNA. RefSeq names its product mediator complex subunit 21 (gene med21). Gene Ontology annotation, cellular component: mediator complex. The record is from RefSeq and is a predicted model, not a curated record. The transcript is spliced from 4 exons. Gene Ontology annotation, biological process: regulation of transcription by RNA polymerase II. Gene Ontology annotation, molecular function: transcription coregulator activity. Lineage: Eukaryota; Metazoa; Chordata; Actinopteri; Siluriformes; Ictaluridae. The coding region runs from base 72 to 509 and encodes 145 amino acids.